AUGGCGGGUCCUAACAAGUCAACCUUCGUGGUCGAGCACCUCGACCCCGAGUUGGGUCCCUGGUCAGCCCUGGAAUAUGCCUGCAUUGCGAAAGAGUGCAACCAGGCGGGCGCACAGUUCCUCCUGACUUCGGUCCCAGAGUCCCUGCAAAUGCCCGACAAUCUGGCACGGAUGGAAGAACUCCAAGUAGAGAGACGCAGCGUGGAAGAGAUAUUCGCCGACCGCAAGUCGAGAGUUUGUCUACUUGAUCCAUCUGCCACGACGGAGUUAAGCCCUGCCGAUGGAGACGACUUUGACGUCUUUUUAUUUGGUGGUAUUCUGGGAGACGAUCCUCCUCGGGAUCGUACGUCUGAACUCCGCCGCAAAGGGUAUACUGGACGACGACUUGGCCCAAAGCAAAUGACAACCGAUACUGCAGUCCGAGUAACGCGUAUGAUUGCGCAAGAACGGAUUCCGCUAGACAAGAUCCCAUUCGUGGACACGCCCGAGUUGCGCAUUAACGAAUACGAAAGCACAGAGAUGCCGUUUCGAUAUGUCACUGACAGCGAGGGCAAGCCGAUUAUGCCAGAGGGAAUGGUUGAACUGAUCAAGAGCGACGCUGACAAGGCGGUCGAUGAUUUGAUGUGA
Molecule: messenger RNA, 627 nt
Organism: Talaromyces rugulosus
Lineage: Eukaryota; Fungi; Ascomycota; Eurotiomycetes; Eurotiales; Trichocomaceae
Exons: 5
Coding region: 1-627 (208 amino acids)
Biological process (GO): peptidyl-arginine methylation
Molecular function (GO): protein-arginine omega-N monomethyltransferase activity
Source: RefSeq, a predicted model, not a curated record